GUCAACAAACUGCUUCGUCCGCUCCACCCACCAUGCCCAAGCGCACGCAGGACCCCGAGAUCGCCGUGGCCGUGGAGGCGGAGGUCGGUGAUCGCUCGUGGAUCCCCGAGGCGUACCUCCCCAACGCUUCAGCGUUCACCGACGACAUCAACCCGUUCAGUACCUGGACAUGGGGCAACUACGAGCGCAAGGUCUUCCUCAUCGGCGUCUGCGCGGCCCUGUUCGUGUGGGGCGGGAUCAAGGCCGGCGAGGGCGUGUUCCUCUUGGCCGGCCUGCUCUUCAUCCUCGGCGCGGCCCUCGCCAGCGUUGGGCUGUACGUCUUCUUCCCCUCGGACAGGGUGACCCUACCACACGAUGCAUAGAUUCUAGCCGUCAUGCUUCCACCCUAGCACGCGCUCUGCCUUGUCGCUCAUCCAGACCGCGCGGCGCGGGUUGGAGGCCCAGUACGCCUCGUCAAUGCGAAUGCCAGGCCAGUACCGGCGCAGCAGAUCGACCGUGCCCGGCCUCUCCCCGACCGCGUCGCCAACCUUGCGCCUCUCCACCUCCUCCAACCCUCCCUCCCACGCAAUCUCAGGCGCGACGAUAUGGAAGAUCUCGUGCCCGGUGAACGCGCCAGGCGGCGCCGUGAGGGCACACUCGGCGGCGCGCGCACACGCGUCAUACGACACCCAGGAGAAGACAUCACGCGCCGUGAUCAGCGGCCAGGCCGUCUCGUAGCUCUCCGUCACGAAGUGGUACCGCAGUGUCGCGAUCCGCGUCCACGGGCACAGGAACGCGACCGAGUCGGCUUGGAUCUCGGCUUCGUGCUUGCUGAGCCCGUACGGGUCCAUCUGGCGCGGGCGUCAGCGUGCUUCCUGGACCUAAACUGCGACGGCCAUGGCACUCACCGGUCGCCUCGUCGUUCCCUCGCUCAUCGGGAACCCGUCAAACGUGUUCCGUCCGGGAAUGGUGUAGCUCACGCCCUGCGCGUUCAUACUACUAGCCUGCACGAUGUUACGCACGCCGCGCUCCGCGGCGGUCCGGACGACAUUGUAGCUCCC
Messenger RNA from Vanrija pseudolonga, 1040 nucleotides. RefSeq lists its product as uncharacterized. The record is from RefSeq and is a predicted model, not a curated record. NCBI's taxonomy places the organism in Eukaryota, Fungi, Basidiomycota, Tremellomycetes, Trichosporonales, Trichosporonaceae. The transcript is spliced from 2 exons. Bases 33 to 362 code for a protein of 109 amino acids.